AUGGGUUCGUUUGGGGAUGAGCUGAGUUUGGGAUUGAGGAGACACAGUUCGAUGCUGCCUAUGAAUACGAUCUCUGGUUUUCCGAGGAAAGCUUCGAAGAUCAUCAUCAAUGUAUCGGAGGAACAUGUUGAGAAGCUUGAAGAAGAGAAGAGGAAGAUCGAAGACUGUGACCUCCAGCUUCCUCUGUGUCUGGAGAUUUUAAACAAUGCGAUUUCGUAUUUAAAGGAGGAAACUAAGAGAUGCUCAGAGAUGAAUACUCAACCAUUAUUGAAAGAUUUCAUCUCUCUUAAUAAUAAUAAACCUAUUCGAGAAGAACACAAGGAAGAAGAUGGAAUUGAGAUGCAAUUGCUGAGAAGAGAGGAGCUAAUGAAGGAGAACAAGUUUCUGCAGUGGAAAGCAAAUGAUCACUUCUCAAACCACAGAUUCUCAGAUACCAAGAUUGAGAGAAAUGAGGAGAAAUCUACAAAUGGCUUAUCUAUGUUGUUGAUUCCUGGCAUGACAACUCCAAAAGUAGAAACUGGUUUAGGCCUCGGUUUAGCUUCGAGCUCCAUGGUUAAUGGAAGAAGAAAAGGAAUUGCCUCUUGCAGCUCUAUGCCACAGCCACCACCACCUCUGCAACCACCGUAUCUUCAGCAGCAAGCUUUGCGGCGGAAGCAGAGAAGGUGUUGGACUCCUGAGUUACAUCGCCGUUUCGUUGAUGCAUUGCAGCAGCUUGGUGGACCUGGAGUGGCAACUCCUAAGCAAAUCAGAGAGCAUAUGCAAGAAGAAGGCUUAACCAACGAUGAAGUGAAGAGUCAUUUACAGAAGUACCGGUUACACAUGAGGAAGCCUAAUUCGAAUCCGGAGAAACAAUCAUCAGUUGUUUUAGGGUUUAGCUUGUGGAAUUCAUCAUCACAAGAGGAAGAAGAAGAAGAAACCGGUGAAGGAGGAGGAGGAUCAUCAUCAAAGAGAAGCAACUCGCAGUCGGAUUCUCCGCAAGGUCCGUUGCAGCUACCUUGUACGACAACUACAACAGGUGGAGAUAGUAGCAUGGAAGACGCUGAAGAUGCUAAAUCCGAGAACUUUCAGAUGGAGAGAUUGAGAACUCCUUAA
Microthlaspi erraticum is the source of this 1092-nucleotide messenger RNA. The record is from the annotation of a GenBank genome assembly. Lineage: Eukaryota; Viridiplantae; Streptophyta; Magnoliopsida; Brassicales; Brassicaceae.